AGAGAGAGAUCAGCUGGCGUGGGGACGUGAUGACGUAACGCCUGUUUCCGUCUCCUGACGCUGAUCGUUGAGCUCUAACCAGAGGCAUCAGGAGUAACCCAGAAUUCUCCUGAACAUGGCUCUGAAUCGGAAUCAUUCGCAGAACGGCGGUGUUGUGGUAAACAACGGAGAACGCGUUAUAAGAGACUGCAAGAAUGUGGAACUGACAUUUAGUGACGUCACCUGUAAAACGGAUCUGCUGAGAGGGACCAAGAAGGGCACAGUUUUCCUGACACCAUACAGGCUGCUGUUUGUGUCCAGUAACACUAAGGACUCGCUGGGAUCAGCCAUGUUCCCUUAUUACCUGAUGAAGGGCUGCAGCAUUCAGCAGCCAGUGUUUGGAGCCAACUACAUAAAAGGGACGGUGAUGGCUGAACCAGGUGGUGGCUGGGAGGGUCAGGCUUCUUUCAAAAUGACAUUUACAAGUGGGGGGGCCAUUGAGGUGGGACAACACCUCUUCAAACUGGCCUCAAAUGCUUCUCGUUCAACUCCGGCCCAGAACGGUGCUCCCUCUUACGGUUACCCCUCUCCGAUGAUGGUGAACGGUUAUGGUCCACCCCCACCUGCUCCUAAUGGCUACCCAUACCCACCUCCUCCCCAACAGAAUGGAUUCUACCAGGGUUCGGCUCCUCCUGCUGGCAAUAUGGGUUACCCCUAUCCACCACCACCAGCAGCAGCAGGAAUGUACCCUUCUGGGCUGGACUACAUGGCCCCGCCCCCUCCCUACCCUGGGCCACCUCAGACCUGGGCUCCACCCACUCAGGACUGGGCUGCUUCGACCCCUCCAAUUCCUCCAGGUAACUCAAAGGCUGCUGAAGCAGCAAGCAGCGCCUACUGCAACCCCAGCAGCCCACACAGCGUCUACAUGCCGGCGGAGCGACCUCCACCUUACGCACCAAACCCAGAUUUCCCAGACAAAAAGAACAACUAAGACUCAGGAAGCAGCGCCUCACUGAAACCAUUCCUAUUUUCUCCCCAAGUUUAUUCUAACAUAAGGAGUUCUUUUCGUGGAUGUCUGCUCGGUUCUAAAACAGGAAAUGACACGGGUCUCUAAAACUAUGUUUUCACACGGCUCGUGGUCAUUUCCAACUAAUUAUAACUCUUAACUCUAGUUUUUCUAAAAACACUUUAUUAUUAACAUUCUGAGAAAUGCGACGCAUCAUUUUCUGAUUCUCUGAUGCAGAAAAACCAUAAAAUCUAAAGAGAAAGCGAGCAGCAGCAGAGUAUUUUUCCAGAAAGGAUUUCUUACAGAACAUGUAGUGUUUGCUGUUAUUAAGAGAACAGUUAAGUGUUCAAAUAUCAGUAGCAUUAAAGAAACGUAACGUGUGUCUUUUAGUUUUUAUUCCGAUACAAAAGCACAUCUGGGUUUAAUAAUAAUCAGAAACAUGAGCUAAAAGGUGUUUUCUCAUCUUUAUGAUUCCUAUCAGUCGGUUUGUUGUGAAAACUAAAGUUUAGAAUCAUGUUUUCUGUAUAAAGAACUUGGUUAGCUUUGAUGCUUUUAGCUCCUGGUGUGUUUAUGUAAACAAAGCCGAGCUGAAACCUGUAAUCUGAUUACUCUAGUGUGGAGUUUCAGGGCCCGACUGGGUUCUGCUCACUGUGAGAGCUCAUCUGAUGGAUUAUUCACACGUAGAAGGAAGUCGUAGACAGAAGAGGCUGGAGCCGAUUUACUCAGAUGUCUAUAUAUUAAUUACCUUUUGUUGCGUUUCUUAUUGUUUUGGCAGAAUUUGUCUUGAUUAAAAUCUAAUAAAGUCGUUAAUAGAAGUUUA
This is a messenger RNA of Nothobranchius furzeri (turquoise killifish), 1805 nucleotides long. It is a transcript of the gene wbp2nl, whose product is annotated as WBP2 N-terminal like. Gene Ontology annotation, cellular component: nucleus. Gene Ontology annotation, biological process: positive regulation of DNA-templated transcription. The record is from RefSeq and is a predicted model, not a curated record. Gene Ontology annotation, molecular function: chromatin DNA binding; transcription coactivator activity. Lineage: Eukaryota; Metazoa; Chordata; Actinopteri; Cyprinodontiformes; Nothobranchiidae.